Molecule: messenger RNA, 6924 nt
Organism: Myiozetetes cayanensis
Lineage: Eukaryota; Metazoa; Chordata; Aves; Passeriformes; Tyrannidae
Gene: MYT1
Product: myelin transcription factor 1
Exons: 23
Coding region: 663-4145 (1160 amino acids)
Biological process (GO): regulation of transcription by RNA polymerase II
Cellular component (GO): nucleus
Molecular function (GO): DNA-binding transcription factor activity, RNA polymerase II-specific; RNA polymerase II cis-regulatory region sequence-specific DNA binding; zinc ion binding
Source: RefSeq, a predicted model, not a curated record
AGAUAAUGCUGGUUUUUUUCUUUUCUUUUUUUUUUUUCCUCUUGUUCUUUUUUCUUUUUUUUUUCCCCUCUCCCCUCCCCUCCCUUGGAUUGAGACAGAGGGGAAAGGCUUUCGGAGCUCACAGUUGAUGUAAACAGACGCAGGCGUUUCGCCUUUACAGCACGAAGGCUGGGUUGUUGUUUUGAAAAUUGCACUGGAGAACCGAGGGGAUUUUUAUGAUGAUCAUCAUGCUCCUAGGUCCAUCUUUACUCCCUCGCUCUCUCGCCGGAUGCGAGACGCUAGUGGACAUGUUAUGCUUCUGACUGAAAAGAGGUUGAAUAAGAUGAGAAAGGAGGAGAUUUACUAAAAAAAAAAAAAAAAAAAAAAAAAAAAAAAAAGGCACAACGUCGCGUUCAGCCGGGAAACUUUCUGAAUAUUUCUGGAAGAGGAUGCUUGCCGGGUUUGUGAACCGCGAGAUCGGUGGAUGUUUAUCCGGAGGGAGGUGUUAGCAGAAGACGCUCCCGGGCGCCGGGAGGAGUUUGCGCCGGCGGCGGCGGCCCCGCGGCCGCGGAGCUCUCGGAGAAAAUGAGUUUCGGGGUGAGCUGCUGAAUCAGAGGUGGACCUGCGGAGAGAAGAUCAGCAGCUGCGAGGGAGCCGCCAGCCUGCACGGCACACACAUCAAGAUGAGUUUAGAAAAUGACGAUAAGAGAGCACGCACGCGAUCCAAGUCUGUCAGAGUGCCCACGGAGCUCAUCGGCCAGGAGGUGAGCUGUCCAACCCCAGGCUGUAACGGCUCAGGACACAUCCGUGGGAAGUAUGCGAGACACAGAAGUUUACAAAGCUGCCCUCUUGCAAAGAAGAGGAAACUUCAGGACGCGGAGGCCGAACAUCUGGUGUCGAAGAGGAAAUCCCAUCCGCUCAAACUGGCCUUGGAUGAAGGCUACAACGUCGACAGCGACGGCAGCGAGGAGGCCGAGGCGAAGGAGGAGUCUGGCUCCGAUGAGUCGGAGGGGGUGCUGGAGGAGGACGAGGCGGAGGCGAUGGAGCAGGAGGAGACCCGCAGCCCCGAGCAGGCAGAAGAGAGAAGCCCAGCAAAAUCAACUCAUUAUGGACAAAACACAGCGUCAAGUACAUCUGGGCCCAGCAAGGCCAACUACAGCAGCUACCAAGAAAUAAUCGCCAACUCCCUGCUGAACCUGGGCCAAAUAGCGGAGGAAACCCUCGCCAUCGAGGGGCAGCUGCCCGAGGCGGAGCUGCAGGUGUCCAAACCGCCAUCCAACGUUGUGCAUUUGGUCCACGAGGACGCGGGAGAGGAGCUGGUGGAAGAGGAGUGCGACAAGGAGAUCAUCAUCCAGACGGAGGAUGCGGAGGAGGUCAUCGAGGUCACCAGCGAGCGCAGCAGCGAGUUGUGCCCGGAGCACCGGGACGAUGCUGCCUGCGAGGAGUCCUGUAAACUGGAAAAGGCUGAGGCAGAGGAGGAGGAUGAGGAGGAGGAGGAGGAGGAUGAUGAUGAGGAGGAAGAGGAGGAGGAGGAUGACGAGGAGGAGGAAGAAGAGGAAGAAGAUGAGGAUGAAGAGGAGGAGGAGAUGGCUCCUGAAGUGAUCUGCGAAGAAGCUCCUCACACGUCUCAGGACACGCAGAAAAGCCACUGUGAAGGGCAGUUCAGCCCAAAACCCGAGUACUCAGUCAUCGUGGAGGUCCGGUCGGACGAUGACAAGGACGACGAUGCCCGGUCCCAAAAAUCAGCCGUGACCGACGAGUCGGAGAUGUACGACAUGAUGACGAGGGGGAACCUGGGGCUGCUGGAACAAGCCAUCGCGCUGAAAGCCGAGCAGGUGAAAAUCGUACGGGAGCCCAGCCGGCUGCCGGGAGAACACGUAAAGCACUUCCAGGUGGAUGACAAACAGAGCAAACCACUGGAUGGCAUCCGAAAGAGCUACUACGGCAAAGAUCCUUCGAGACCUGAGAAGCGAGAAAUCAAAUGUCCAACUCCUGGCUGUGAUGGGACCGGCCACGUCACAGGGCUCUACCCUCACCACCGCAGCCUCUCCGGCUGCCCGCACAAAGACAGGAUCCCCCCCGAGAUUGUUUUUGUUUCCCUUCCCCUCUCCCCUUCCCCUUCUUGCUCCGAAGUCUUGGCGAUGCACGAGAACGUGUUGAAAUGCCCCACCCCAGGCUGCACAGGACAGGGUCACGUCAACAGCAACCGCAACACGCACAGGAGUUUAUCUGGGUGCCCCAUUGCUGCUGCUGAAAAAUUAGCCAAAUCACACGAAAAGCAACAAACCCAGUCUGGUGAUCCUUCGAAGACCAGCUCCAAUUCUGACCGAAUACUCAGGCCUAUGUGCUUUGUGAAGCAACUGGAGAUCCCUCAGUAUGGAAGCUACCGGCCCAACAUGGUCCCAGCAACCCCACGGGCCAACCUGGCCAAGGAGCUGGAGAAGUACUCCAAGGUCACCUUCGAUUAUGCAAGUUUUGAUGCUCAGGUUUUUGGCAAACGCAUGCUUGCCCCAAAGAUUCAGACUAGCGAAACCUCACCUAAAGCCUUUAAAUCCAAACCUUUUCCAAAGGCCUCUUCCCCCAGCCACAGCCCCUCCAGCAGUUACGUGAAGAGCACUUCAUCUUCCUCCACAGGCUUCGACUACUCCCACGACGCUGAGGCUGCGCACAUGGCUGCCACUGCCAUCCUCAACCUCUCCACCCGCUGCUGGGAGAUGCCUGAGAAUCUCAGCACCAAGCAGCAAGAGGUCCCCGGCAAGUCCAUGGACAUUGAGGUGGAUGAAAAUGGGACUCUGGACUUGAGUAUGAACAAGCACCGCAAACGGGAGAGCACCUUUCCCAGCAGCAGCAGCUGCAGCAGCAGUCCCAGCAUGAAGUCCCCAGACGUGUCACAGCGCCAAAACAGCACCAGUGCCACGAGCAGCACCAUGACCUCCCCCCAGUCCAGCCAGACCUCCCGCCAGGACGAAUGGGAUGGGCCCAUUGACUACACUAAACCAAACCGUCAGCGGGAAGAGGAGCCAGAAGAGUCAGAACCUGCCGCUCACUCUUUUGCCUCAUCGGAAGCUGAUGAGCAAGAAGUGUCAGAGGAAAACUUUGAAGAGCGAAAAUACCCAGGGGAAGUUACUUUAACCAACUUCAAGCUGAAAUUCCUCUCCAAGGACAUCAAGAAAGAGCUGCUCACUUGCCCAACCCCAGGCUGUGACGGCAGUGGACACAUAACGGGAAACUAUGCCUCUCACCGCAGCCUUUCUGGUUGUCCUCUUGCUGACAAGAGCCUCAGAAACCUCAUGGCUGCCCACUCUGCUGACCUCAAGUGCCCUACUCCUGGUUGUGAUGGCUCUGGUCACAUAACAGGAAAUUAUGCAUCGCAUAGAAGUCUGUCAGGCUGCCCUCGUGCCAAGAAAAGUGGGAUCAAGAUCACCCCGACAAAGGAUGAUAAAGAAGACCCAGAGCUGAUGAAGUGUCCCGUUCCUGGCUGCGUUGGGCUCGGGCACAUCAGCGGCAAAUACGCCUCUCACCGGAGUGCGUCAGGGUGCCCUCUCGCAGCCCGCAGGCAGAAGGAAGGAUCGCUCAAUGGCUCCUCGUUUUCCUGGAAGUCGUUGAAGAAUGAAGGCCCAACCUGCCCUACCCCAGGCUGUGAUGGUUCUGGCCAUGCCAACGGGAGCUUCCUCACUCACAGAAGUUUGUCAGGGUGUCCAAGAGCUACUUUUGCUGGGAAGAAAGGAAAACUCUCAGGGGAUGAAAUUCUCAACACGAAGUUCAAGACCAGCGACGUUCUGGAGAAUGAUGAAGAGAUCAAGCAGCUGAACAAGGAGAUCAGUGAGCUGAACGAGUCCAACUCGGAGAUGGAAGCAGCCAUGGUGAAACUACAGUCACAGAUCUCCACCAUGGAGAAGAACCUGAAGAACAUCGAGGAGGAAAACAAAAUCAUAGAGGAGCAAAACGAAGCCCUGUUCCUGGAGCUCUCAGGGUUGAGCCAGGCUCUAAUCCAAAGUCUUGCCAAUAUCCGCCUUCCGCACAUGGAGCCAAUUAGUGAGCAGAACUUUGAUGCAUAUGUGAACACGCUGACAGACAUGUACACCAACCAGGAAUGCUACCAGAACCCGGAGAACAAGGACCUGCUGGAGAGCAUCAAGCAAGCCGUCAAGGGCAUCCAGGUUUAGUGCCGUGGGAUGGAGAUGAGCAAGCAAACAGACUGUAAGAUGGAACUUUCCCUCCAAGUAUUCAGGUUUACAAGUUAGAAAACUUGUUCAAUGAAUGAAAAAAAAAAAAAAAAAGAAAGAAAAAAAAGGAAAAAAAGGACCAAAAUGUAACCAAGAGGCCAUUUCUGAGACAUGGAACUGAUUGAACUCAAUGUUCUCGUUUACUUAAUUUUGGACCUUCUUGAGAAAAGUGGAAUUUUUUCUACCUGGACCACGAGGUAGAUCAGGAUGGAAGCUUAAAUUCUCCAGUAGGCUGUGGGGCUUGGUAGCAGGUGAAGAGCAGACAACUUUCAUGAGUUGCCAUGCUCUUGCAGAGUUGAUCCAAGGGUUAAAACAUUACAAGAACAGGGUCUUGUCUGAUCCAAGACUAGUGUAUGACUGGCUUAAACCCUCAUGUUGUCUAUGGUCGUAUGUCCAGAUCACCUACUCACACAUGAGUUAUGUUCUAUGUUGCUACAAGUGCUGGAGCUGCAAGCUACCUGUAAAUCUGAACCUGUGCUGGGCCUCCCAACCCUGAAGUGUUCAGAUAUCCACUGGGCAUGGGAACUCUGAAGUAUUAUAAAGUAGCUUAUUUUUAUUUUCUGAAACAAAUCUGAAGAGCAGUUCUGGAUCUCCAGUGGAAAGCGCAAUGGAAAAAAAGGUUCUCAGGGAAGCUUUUGGAGUUUGCAACUACAGUAUUCCUUUGUCUGUCUUAAAUAUGAGAAUAGCUAUUAUGAAUAGGCCAAUUCCAGAUAUUUCAUACAGAAGAACUCUUUAAUGUGUCAUGGUCCGGUGUAUAUGAUUUUUUGGAAGUCUGUUUGAUGACAGUUCUGGUUCUUUUCAUUAUUGUGAUCAUCCUUACAGUGGCGCAGUACUGCCAGUCCAGAGAUCAUACAUCAAUGCCAGAGAACGGUUGAGAUUGCGAUGAACAAAACAAAACAAAACAAAGCAAAAGAGGCAAAAACCGACAAAAAAGAGAGAUGUUAAUUGAUGGCCAGCAAAGUGCUUACACACCGUGAAUCGGGAGUUGAUUUCUCACAGAUAUCCACGGGGCAAUGAGUAUUUUUUUUUUUGGUUUGGUGUUCUAGGAUUGGCGCGAAAUCACAGCGCAAGCGCCGUUCUGCAAAGAAAAAAAAAAAGGAAAGAAAAGAAAAAACAAAAAAAGGGGUAAAAAAGAAGAAAAAAAGAGUAUUCAGGUCAUGGGUAUUCUUCCAAAGAAGCAUUUUGUAAGCAGCUCGGUACACGCAGCCCACUGUGCACUUAAAGAAUAACUCCAUGAAUGUCUUUGUGACGCUGCUCUGCAGCACCCGCUCCGUCGCCAGGGCCGGCUGUCACCCCACAGGGCUGCUCCCCACAUCUCUGCUCCCACCCAGAGCUCGCUUCCUUCUCCAAACCCUUCAGAAGCACCGUGGGGCAGAGCCCCCCCCAGGGCUCCCAGUGUGGGUGCAUCUUGCAUCCUGCGUCCCAUAUCCCGCGUCCCUCCCGGCAGUGGGGCGGGCAGAGCUGGGGAGGGUUUUGUUGGCCCCUACUAAAGGCAAGACUGCGGUGUUGUUUCAAGCUGAAUCCUGCAGAUAUUUAGGAUGUAAUUUGCGAUUUGGAGAAGUCAGUGGAAAGUCCCAGUGACUACCAUGGCCACUGGAUCUGGCCUCAAAGCCCAGGAGUGACUUGAUUGGUGUCGGUUCCCGUGUUGAGUUCCACGGGGCAGUUGGCCUGGGUGGGUAUCUGCUCCCACACUUAAGUGUUUGCAGGAUCAGACUCCAUGAGUUCACUUAUUUUAGAACCCAUUCCAAGUGCAAAAAUACAAAAGAAAGGGGAAAAAAAAAAAAAAGAAUAUGAAAUUGGAGGUGUUAAAAACACAAUGUUCUUAACAUGUAAAUAGAGUCCAAAUUGAUUGUGACUGCAAUUCAGUUAGUAUUUAAAAGUAGAGAAAUUGCACUUACUGGAAGAAAGAGAAGAAAAAAAAAAGUAGUUAGUUUAAUUAUCCUGUAAAUUAUUUAAUUUUGGCAAGAUGUAUGUAAUUUAUAUUUACAACACCUUAUGUUAACUUUUUGCUAUUUAUUUAACUUUUUUAUUUAUUAAUUUUAUACUUAUUUUAAACUGGACACUGCACCAUAGAAAUGAAGAUAAAAGAAGCAAAAAAAGUUAAAAAUUAAAACUCUUGACCAUAAAAAAUGAUAUUCCAAAAAAAAAAAAAGGAAAAAAAAAAAGACAAAAACCCCUAUCUACAACUCCUACUUGUAAUUUUGAUGCAACCAAGUUAUUUUUUAUAUAUUUUGUUAUUUAUUCUUUUAAUGAUGGGAAUUUUUUUAAAGAUAUUUUAUAACUGAGACAUUUUGAUAAUUUUUUGGUUUGUUUUUUUGCAGGGGCAGGGGCACUGGGGGGAAGAGAGACUUUUUCAGUUUUUCUUUUCUUUUUCAUUCAUAUUGUUUCAGGCACUGAUAACAGGAAAUGAAAAUUCUGUAUUUAUUAUUUAUUUAAUAUUUAAGUCGGGGGGAAAAAAAACGAACUGUGCUCUUGUUGUAUAUUUAUUUUGUCGUUUGUGUGUUGGUUAUGUGAUGACUGAGUACUUGUUUAUGUGAAGGAAUACUGUUAAUAUUUAAAUAAUAAAGAGUCACAUUGAAAGUUAUAGCAGGCUACAUGUUAUUCUGUGAAAACGAAUACUGUGAUCUACUUUCCUCAGGAAAUGUAUUUUGCAGACAGAACUUCCUUAUGUACUGGCAGGGUUAUUUCGUAAUAAAACCCGGUUCUGUUUGUGACUUUA